Messenger RNA from Aspergillus nidulans FGSC A4, 1324 nucleotides. RefSeq names its product glycoside hydrolase family 128 protein. NCBI's taxonomy places the organism in Eukaryota, Fungi, Ascomycota, Eurotiomycetes, Eurotiales, Aspergillaceae. The coding region runs from base 230 to 1069 and encodes 279 amino acids. The record is from RefSeq and is a predicted model, not a curated record. The transcript has a single exon.
CUAAACCACAAUCUUUACCUGUCUUCUGUUCGACUCUGUUCGACUCUCUUUUUACUCUCUUUUCAUUGUCCUGUGCCGUGCACGGUCAAUAGCCAUUCCUUUCUGCAAAUACCUAUCUGAACCGGAUCACUCUCUUUGCUUCUGCUUAGCCUAGACACAGGCUCAUCCAUUCCCACCCUUAUCGUCAUCGCCAGAGAACCGGUCUUCUCUCUCUUUUAGAUCUUUCACAAUGGUCUCCUUCAAGUCGCUUGCCGCUCUGGCCCUUCUUGCCAGCUCUGCGCUCGCCGCUCCCCAUGGCCAUGCUCACACUACCUUGCACAAGCUCGAGCCCGUCAAGCGCGCGUCCAACACGACGACCUCCUCCAAGCGCGGCGCCGCUUACAACGAUGCCUCCCUCGUCGAGGCCCUCGCUUCCUCCGGCACCAUCUCCUGGGCCUACGAUUGGAACAUGUACACCAUGGGCGAUCUCCCCAGCAAUGUCGAGUUCGUGCCGAUGCUCUGGGGUACAAAGAUGUUCACCGGCUGGUUCGCCGCGAUCCAGACGCUCUUGAACUCUGGAAACAACUACAUCCUUGGUUUCAACGAGCCGGACAUGGCGUCUCAGGCCGCGAUGUCCUCGUCCGAUGCUGCCAAAUACUAUAAGAACUAUAUCAGCACCUUCGCCGGCAAGUCAAAGCUCGUCUCGCCCGCGGUCACCAACGGCGAGGGAGACGACGUCGGUCUCAACUGGAUGCGCAACUUCCUGAACUCCUGUACAGACUGCGACGUCGAUGCUCUUGCUGUCCACUGGUACGGUGACUCGGCAGACGACUUCAAGGCCUUCGUUGAAAAGGCCACCGCGCUGGCUGACGAGUUCGGUCUCAGCGAAACCUGGGUUACGGAGUUUGCGCUCAACUCGGAUUUGUCCGGCUCCGCGGAUGCCAGCACUUCGGCGGACUUCUUGAGCGAGGUGCUGCCUUGGUUGGAUGAACAUGACAAGGUCAGCCGCUAUGCGUACUUCAUGUGCUCGGAUGGCCAUCUGCUCAGUGGAAACAGCUUGAGCGUGAGUGGAAAGGCGUAUGUUUCUUGAUUGGGGCAUCUGAUCUAACCAGAUCGUCUUGUGCGCCGUUUCUUUGGAUAUACCUUUCUCUCCGAUCUAUACCCUUUUUUGUUUGAUUUGAUCCUAUUUUUGUAUCUACCUUGCUGCUUUUGUUCUUCUUCCUGGUAUUUCCAUCCAUCCUAACACCCGGGCCGUCGAUACUGCCUACCUCUUUAAAAACGCAAAGGCAGAAGAUAUGUUUAGAAAAGUUGAAUUAAAAAUGCAAAAUUUGGACCAGUUGAUCUC